Messenger RNA from Cryptomeria japonica (Japanese cedar), 618 nucleotides. RefSeq lists its product as uncharacterized. Lineage: Eukaryota; Viridiplantae; Streptophyta; Pinopsida; Cupressales; Cupressaceae. Bases 1 to 534 code for a protein of 177 amino acids. The record is from RefSeq and is a predicted model, not a curated record. The transcript is spliced from 3 exons.
AUGGUGGCGUCACCCCCUGGUGACCCAGGAGGCGGUUGUAGCCAGCUGGACACCCCUAGCCAAGAUGGACGGUGCUCGGCAGUCCUCAAGGUGACUAUGGUGGUGGCUCCAAUUUAUUACCAUCUACCUCGCAUCCGAAGUCAUUCUCUGAGGCAGUGGCUCACACUGUUGAAAUUAACGCUAAGGCCAGGUUUGAUCCCAUCUGCCCUAGGUCAAAUGAAGAGGCCGAGAAAGGUUCAAGUCACCAUGAUGAUAGAGAGAAAGAAGCUGGAAAGAUUUCUCAAGACUGGUCACGCGUCCUUCUACUACUAUGAGCUGAAAAAUGGAUACCUUUGGUGGAGAUCGUUGGAAGAUCUUCACGCCUUUGACCAAGCUUGUGACAAGCUCAGGAAAGAAAUCAGGAAAAAUGCAAAUCCCAGGAUGGAAGAGCUCUCCUUGCUGUCUCAGGUUCAAGCGCAUAAGAAUAUAAUCUGGAUGGAAGGCCCCCAAGGCUGGACUGCCUGGGUCGAUGAUUUCUAUGAUAUUCUUCACUAGUUGGUUAUCAAGUACCUUUAUGUAUUGAGCUGUUUAUUCUGUUACUCUGAUUUUUUGGCGGCAGUCGGAGGUUAAUCCUCCCUG